Molecule: messenger RNA, 979 nt
Organism: Drosophila bipectinata
Lineage: Eukaryota; Metazoa; Arthropoda; Insecta; Diptera; Drosophilidae
Gene: Ttc1
Product: Tetratricopeptide repeat domain 1
Molecular function (GO): protein binding
Source: RefSeq, a predicted model, not a curated record
ACAACACUGGCAAGCACACCCGCCUAGUCAUCGAUAGGCAACGUCAUCGGAGGGCAUGAGGCACUAUUUGUUGCUGCCCAAGCGAAAUUUCCAGUAAACACACCUAAAACUAAAUGCCAAUAUGACAGACCCCAACAGCGACGACGAGUUCCAGGAUGCCCUAGGCGAACAGAUCACCGGACAUGAAGAAACUGCCAAGCAUCUGGAUGAGAAAGAAGUGGACAAGAUUGUGGAGCAACAUAGCCAGUUGAGUCUGAGCGAAGAAAACGAGGAUUCGGCAGCAGGAGAUGGUCAACCAGGAGAUGCGACUACAAAGCAGAUUGACGAAGAGCUUUCAGUUGACGAGCUGCGGGAGCUGGAAAAGGACUUGAGCCCUGAGGAACUGGAGGCGAACAAGGAACAAGCCAACAAAUUGAAGCUCGAGGGAAAUGAGCUGUUCAAGAACGACCAGGCAGAUGGUGCCGUCAAAGUGUACACCGAUGCUUUGAAUGUAUGCCCCUCUGACAACUCAAAGGAGCGAGCUGUGCUUUUCGGGAACAGAGCCGCUGCCAAGAUGAAGCUGGAGGCCAACAAAUCCGCCAUUGACGACUGCACAAAGGCCAUCGAACUGUGGCCGGAGUAUCUACGAGCGCUGCUUAGGCGUGCUAAGCUCUAUGAACAAGACGACAAACCUGACGAGGCACUGGCAGACUACAAAAAAGUAUCUGAGCUUGAUCCUGGCCAGAAGGAAGCGCGAGAGGCUUUGAUCCGCCUCCCGCCCAUUAUUAACGAGCGAAACGAAAAGCUCAAGACCGAGAUGAUGUCGAAUCUUAAAAACCUGGGAAACAUGAUUUUGCGUCCCUUUGGCCUAUCCACUCAAAACUUUCAAAUGCAACAGGAUCCUAAUACAGGUUCCUAUUCCAUAAACUUCAACCAAAACCCUAGCUAGUUAAGAGCGGUGACGUGAGUGUUAGUAAAAAUAAAACUCUUUUAAGGAUAA